AGGGCUUAACAUAACGUAUAUAACCCUGGAAGAAGUGGCCCAAUAUUAUUGCCCUCUUAGUUUUGUUCGGAGUCGGCGUUCUCUCUCAUCCAUAACCUCAAUCAAACGAGAUAGCGAAGGCUAUACUAAGGUUAAAUAGGUAAGAUUUUUUAAUCAUGCAAAGCCUUGGUGGAAAGAGGAAGACAGUUUGGGAACGUGAGCCUGCAUUAAACGAUAUAAGUCCACGUGAUAUGGAAUAUUUCCAUAAGUUAGGUAGCAAGCGACCAAAAUACAAGGAAAAAGAUUGUAAUUUGCAUCUGGAUGUUUAUACCAAGAUAGCUUUGUUAAAGGCUUCUCCUUCGGUUGUUGGCCUUGUAUCUUAUUCUGGUGAUGAGGAGAUCAUUCAGGGUUCAGGGACCAUCAUUGAGAGUAAUGAUAGUUGGACCAUUAUUCUGACUUCUGCAAAUUUACUUAGACGCCCCUCACGUGGAGAGUUUGUAGAAAACAGUUUGGUUGAUAAUCUCAAGAUCACUGUGCACACAUGUCAUGGUAAUUCCUACCAUGGAGAAGUUGUUGCUCAUGAUUUUCACUACAACCUAGCUGCCAUAAGAUUCAAGUCGGAGAUGCCACUUGCAGCUGCAAUAUUGGCACAUGUGGAUGACUCCAUUAGUCUUGCUUCUGUUCCAUCUUCAUUUCAGCUACGUGCACAUUCGAAGUCAUCAAAUCUUGUCCCUGGUGAUAAAGUGAUUGCUCUAGGGCGUUACUUUGCCGGUGACUAUGACAUAAUGGCUGCUUAUGGAGAAUUUUGCCUUGAACGUCCGGAGCCCGAAUAUGACUGUAGAGAGCUUUUCAUGGCCAAUUGCAUAAUCACAAGGUCUGGUGAUGGCGGUCCACUUGUGAAUUAUAAUGGGGAGGUGAUUGGAGUCUCCUUUUAUGAUUAUGGAUUGAUACCAUGGAUUCCGAUUAACAUAGUCGGCAAAUGGUGGGCGCACUUCAAGAGAUCAGGGGAAUACUGCCGCCCUGCUCUCGGAUUUGAAGCAACAAAUCUCUAUGCAGCUGAUUCAUGCAUUUUGGAGAGGGUGAUGCUGAAGUUUCCUAGCAUUUGCAAAGGUGUUCUAAUAGAAAAGGUAGAACCAGGUUCAUCUGCUGAUUUGUCCGGGCUCCAUGCAGAAGACAUUAUUGUUCAAUGCGGUGGGAGAACAGUUCAAAGUUUCCUUGAGUUUUUUGAGGCAAUAUGGGACAAAGUUGGAAAUCUUGUAGAUUUAGUCGUGGUACGUCAAGGGAGUGAUACUCUCUUGAAUCUUAAUAUGCAUGUUGAAGCGACAUCAGAUCGCUUGAAUAGGUGGCCUAGUCGGACCUACAAAUGAUAAGAAACUGAUUAGCUUGGCACCUUGAUUAACAGGGUGAACUGUUAACAAUUUUACAACAUCCUUUUUGCAAAGUGUGUUCUCCGUUUUUAGGAUGAGAUCCUGACAGGGAAUUUAGCUUGGGGCAACCAACUAACAUGGACAAGUUUUCAGAUGACGAGAAAAAGUAAUGCAGUUUUUGACCCGUCUUUGGGGAUAAACAUGGUUAUCUGUAACACAAAUGCCUUGUUGCUAUGAUUAUUUAUAACACAAUAUAUGUUAUUUUCCUACGACAAUCACACAUCUUUUGAAUUUCUGUCAGUAUUAUUGUUUGCUACUUGGUGUUCUAUGGUUCCAACUUGGGCCAUUAUUUGUCAUUAAAAAAAAUCGUUUUACUCAGUAAAGUUUGUAUUAUGUAAA
This is a messenger RNA of Daucus carota subsp. sativus, 1745 nucleotides long. Its product is annotated as putative protease Do-like 14. NCBI's taxonomy places the organism in Eukaryota, Viridiplantae, Streptophyta, Magnoliopsida, Apiales, Apiaceae. The record is from RefSeq and is a predicted model, not a curated record. Bases 156 to 1346 code for a protein of 396 amino acids. The transcript has 12 exons. Gene Ontology annotation, molecular function: protein binding.